AUGAUCCUCGAUCGUUUGAAAAGUUUGAAACAGGUAGAUUUCGUUCUAGCUUCAAACUCACCUCGUAGAAAGGAGAUCUUAUCAAACAUUCUUGGAUUGAAUGUCAGAGUAAUUCCAUCGACCUUCGAGGAGAACCUUGACAAAUCAAAAUAUUCGCCCCAAGGUUAUGUGAUAGAAAACGCAAGGCAAAAAUCAUUGGAGGUUUGGAAAAGGCUCUGCUCCUUUGGAGAUCGACCAGGCAUGGUUGUUGGUGGUGAUACGGUGGUCGUCUACGCUGGAGAAAUUCUUGAAAAACCAUCUGACAAUGCACAUGCAUUCCGCAUGCUAAGGAUGUUGAGCGGGAAUGAGCAUAAAGUUUACACAGGAGUGACGCUAAUAUAUUGUGAGAAUGAAGAGCUUAAGGAGCAUUGUUUCGUAGAGGAAACGAGCGUUUCUUUCGCUGAUUUGACAGAUGCUGAUAUCAAUGCAUACAUUGAUUCAGGCGAACCCAUGGAUAAAGCUGGAGCAUAUGGGAUCCAAUCUCUCGGUGGAUGUUUUGUGAAAGGAAUACGUGGAUGCUAUUACAAUGUGAUGGGAUUUCCACUUCACUCCUUCUGUAGGGAACUUUCAAAUUUGGCAUCCUCAGGCUUCAAGCUGCAAGAAGAGAGCUAG
Guillardia theta CCMP2712 is the source of this 651-nucleotide messenger RNA. RefSeq lists its product as hypothetical. The transcript is spliced from 7 exons. Gene Ontology annotation, molecular function: nucleoside triphosphate diphosphatase activity. The record is from RefSeq and is a predicted model, not a curated record. NCBI's taxonomy places the organism in Eukaryota, Cryptophyceae, Pyrenomonadales, Geminigeraceae. Bases 1 to 651 code for a protein of 216 amino acids.